GAAUGAGUGAGCAUCCGUCAUAGUGGAGUUGGGCACUGAUAAGAUAUCACGUGUCGGCGAUCAUCCGUGCAGCUAUCCCCCGUCGUCCGAGUUCAGACCGAAUUUCAUACUCCCAUUCACUUCUCUGGUUUCUUCAUUGUUGCGCUUUGUGUCAGUUACGUUUCACUUCCACAAGCGCUCACUUUCCCAAAUAGUCCUCACUUAUAUCUCUCUUUACUACACGCUUGUUACAUCAACCUCCCACCAUGGAUUACUUCACUUCGGCGAUGCUCCCAGGACGCGCAUAAUGUGGCGCAAGCGCAAGAUCUCUUCUUCUGCAACACGUUCAUCAGAUAAACAUAAGAAAAAGAGACGCAAAAAUACAUACCCCGUCAUAUCAAGUGACGAAGAAAACGACAGCGAAAGUUCUGACUUAGCCGAAGACGAAUGGUAUAUCAACUGUAUCCUUGACGAAACAGAAUCUCAGUAUCUUAUUGAUUGGGAGGGGCCUUGGUCGCCUAGUUGGGAGCCAAAGGAGCACGCCAACGACGCUGCAAUUCAGGUCUGGGAAGAGAAAAGGAGACACCGCCAGUCCCAGGCCGAUAGUCAUCUUACUGAAAUAUCAGAAACACAGUCAGCUAUUCAAUUCUCUCAAGGCCACAGUGUAGAGUUCAUCGACUCGUCUGAACAACGUUUGGAACAACGUGAGCGCUCACCAUUAUUUGUACAUUUUGAUUCUGUAUCUGAGUCACGCCCAUCUCUGGAGGCCAACCGAUGGUCUGAAGUUCCAGAGUCAAAGCAAGUAACGCCUAUUCCAGCCCGUUCACACCGGCAUAGUGACUACUUAACUGUACCGAUUGCCUCAGCAGCUGCACUGCCUGAGACUGAGUGUGUGUUUGAGUACAGUCCGAGUACUGCUAUCCCGUUGGAGUAUUUACUUCCUAGUGAAGUCCAAGGUUACCUCGCAACACAAACUACACAUAGCCCCAGAGGAACUCCGAUUAUUGCUAGUGAAGGUGGGGUACUAAGAUCUGGCAAUCUAUUGACGCCCGAGGCUGCCCAAGGAUCUUCACAGUCCAAGUCAAUCGCAUCGCCCAUCCUUGAAGAGCCAUCCGGCACACCAGUCUGUGGCCUGCGUGGGGAAGUGGACGGAAUUACAGAGACUCCAUCUAUUACCUUGGCCCCUUUAGAAGUGCCAGAAUCAAACCCGAGUACAUCCCAGGGAUCAAUAAACCCUUCCAUUCAACUCCUGAGUCAGAGACUGUUAUCUGCACGGCAAAGCAAUAAAGUACCCAGGAUGUCUACUGGAAGCAUGGAGAGUCAUAACCAAAAGAAGGAAGUGCCAUCAUUGGCUGAAACCAUGGAGAAGUAUAGUCAGUAUGAAGGAGCAACUCCGAGGGAGAAGAUGAAGAAUGCGUACGCCCAAUUGAGCGCCAAAACGAAUUCUCUCCAGGCUAUUGAUGUCAGUGUGACUCCGUCAUCUGUGGAAGAUAUCGAACCCGUGGCGCCUGUAUCCGUUCCCGAGACAAUCGCACCUCUAAGUGUUAGAGUCGACAAGGAACCCACUGCUCAUCACACUGAGUCAGAGAUGAAUACCACUUCAUCGGAGCCACUUGGAGAGAUGCCACACCAAGAACAAAGCACACAAACUAUUCAACCAAGUGCCUUGACAGUCGCUCAUACCGAAGAAGUCCCUCCCGGAUCAGUACAUCUCGGUCCCUCUGAAUUCGCCGUGCCACUUCCAAUGGACUCCAGAGUCAAAGAUGACUACGAACGAGUCUUAGUAGAUGAAACCCAGUGUAUUCGGGAUUUUCUUAAAGGCCCCAGCGCUGAAGGGAUGUCCAGCGGGCAUGAAGAACGCAUUGUGUCAAGAUUGCGCGAGAUAUUAGGACGUCUAAGCAACGUUGCGACACAUCCAGAUCUUAAUAUCGCAGAGCACAUCAAAGAUUCGGAUUCGGACCUAAGGAAGGAGGCAGCUUGGGCCGAAUAUUCCAGCGCAAAAUUCUUAUUCCUAGGCUACCUUGUGGAAAUGGCAAGCAACCGGGAUAUUCAUUUGGUGAUUAUGGUACAGGGAGAGAAAACCCAAAAAGUGGUUGAGCAAUACCUGAUUGGUAAAGGUCUCAUAUACACUCGACCUCGUGAGGAAAUGGGGUCUGGCACCAAUUUAGAGGUUUCUCUGCUAAGAGGCUCCUUGAGUUUUGGGGUCCAAUCUACACACAGUGAAGGGAUCACUGAGACAUACAAAUCACCCUCUGCAAUCAUUGCACUGGACUCGUCUUUAAAUGCGGAGAGUCCUUCGGUCGAGCAUAUGCGAACCACAUUUGCUCGUCAUGGUAACCUACUUCCUAUCAUUCGACUCAUUGUCUCAAACUCCAGUGAGCACAUUGAACUCUGUUUUCCGGAUCCUCCAGAGCUCCAACGUCUCCAGUUGAUCGUCCAAUACACUGUCCGUCUCCGUAAUAUAGUAGGUGAUCUGCAAGACGAUGCCCUUGGUGUGCGUGAAGAUGUGGAAGAGAUAUUGUCUUGGCUCUCUUCGGAUCACUUCAGUAUUAGCUGGCCUUUGACCCCCAUUGAACCUUUACACGUCGUGAGCUCCGAGAAGCUGUUAUCUGUUCAACUUGAAGCUCAACCUCAAACGACUGUUGCCAGUACAUCAAACCCCAACUCACAAGCUCAAAAGCGUCUAUUUGUGGAAGACUCAAGCGAGCAUGCUUCUAAAAGACUAAGGUUGGAAAUGUCACAGGAUAACACCCAACUUACCGAAUCAACGAAAUUUCCAAGUCAAACCCUGGAUAGCGGUCUGCAUGCAUUGGAGAAGAAUCUCGUGCAGAUGAGAACUGCACAUGCGGCUGAGCUUGGGCAGUUUCAGAAUGCGUUAACCGACAUGCAAUCCCGCUUACAAGAGAGAGAGAAACUACUCGAGUCGCUCCAGCAUCGCUAUGAAACUCGAACUAGAGACCUCCACAAGAUUCGUCGGGAGCGGGAUCGCUUAGCCGAAUAUAAGGCCACAUCAGAGCAGAAAAUUGAAAAGCAAAGAGAAGAUAUUAGCAAGCUAAAGGCUGAGCGCACCCAGCUAAGGCAAGAUCUUGAAAAGGCAAGGGGGGAGAUCAAAACUGGGGGAGGUGCUGUAGCAGAGCUGGAGACGGCUCGGGAAGAUAUCCGGCGCCUGACACAGGAGAAUUCUGGCCUUGAACGGAAGGCAGAAUACGAGGCCAGGCAAGCCGAGUAUACUCGCGAGCAGUACCAAACUGCUUCUAACAUUGCGGCUCAGACUGGGAACGAGAUCCGCCAACUUCGAGAAGAGAACGAGUUAUUAAAGCGUAAGGUUGCUGGCAAUGCUAGUCGCCUACGAGAGAUCAAUAUAGAGAACGACGGCGCACGACAUCUAUCUCGUAUCUCCGAAUUGGAAGCUAUUCUUGCAUCCCGCGAAGAUCUGUUACGCCGAAAAGAGGAUGAGCUGCGGGAAAUCCGCAAGAAUCGGCCGUCCACCCGCUCGACGAGCACUCAACCUCGCAGCCCGAGACUGACCGCUGGAAGCCGUCCAACGAGCCCAGGAAUCAAUAAUCAUAACGGACGUGGCAGCGCGUUAAGGUUCAGCUCCGAGAUGCCCAGUUAAGGUCGUACCUGUUUUGUAUAACCC
This is a messenger RNA of Aspergillus caelatus, 3619 nucleotides long. RefSeq lists its product as uncharacterized. Gene Ontology annotation, cellular component: HDA1 complex. Lineage: Eukaryota; Fungi; Ascomycota; Eurotiomycetes; Eurotiales; Aspergillaceae. The transcript has 3 exons. The coding region runs from base 287 to 3595 and encodes 1102 amino acids. The record is from RefSeq and is a predicted model, not a curated record.